Messenger RNA from Prunus armeniaca (apricot), 633 nucleotides. Lineage: Eukaryota; Viridiplantae; Streptophyta; Magnoliopsida; Rosales; Rosaceae. The record is from the annotation of a GenBank genome assembly.
AUGGCUGAGAUGAAAGAUUCCCACGUUGUGGAAAUCCCAGUAGAUGAAGAGCACCAACAGAAACUCUCAUCUGCCAUGACCAUCAUUUCAGCUAUCCAACACCACCCAUUAAUGGAAAUCUCUGAGAGCCCCGGCCAUCUCUUGCUUCUCAAGCUCUGGCGAAGAGAAGAAGACCUUUUUGGCCGGCGCAUUGCCCGAAAAGAGUCCCGAAUGGACUCGAUCCGGCGCGAAAUCUUUCAACUCUGCUGCUUCUUCUUAAUCUUUCAUGGGUUCUUCAUGACCAUCUUGUUCACAUCUUCGGUGAAUCUUUGCAGGUACUGGAAGGUAUGGAACCAGUUGCAGAGGGAGAAGACUGACAACAGGGCACUCACUAGGUGCAUUCAAGAGCUGAGGAUGAAGGGGGCUAGCUUUGAUUUGUCAAAGGAGCCACAGAGCGGGAAGAGGAUGAAGAGCUCAAGUGUUGAGAUCAAAUGGAAGCCAGUUUGGUGUUUCCAGUAUCGAAAUUCAUGCUAUGCGGCUUCUGAGCUUCGAGGAGGAGUUUCGGUAUUGUCUGACUUGAAAGAUAUUGCAAUUGAGAACGGAAACAUUGAAGAGAUAGCUGGAGCUGGAAACAAGUCAUACAUUGCAAAGUAA